Xyrichtys novacula (pearly razorfish) is the source of this 10679-nucleotide messenger RNA. Lineage: Eukaryota; Metazoa; Chordata; Actinopteri; Labriformes; Labridae. The record is from the annotation of a GenBank genome assembly.
AUGAUAAAAAAUAGAGUACAUUGCAUGCGAGGAGUCGGCUGGAAAUAAUUUCUUCUUGCUGAUAGGUUGUUGAGCUGCACCAGCCCUCACUUGCGCAUGGAUUGGCCUACUGCUCUUUUUUUCCUCCACUUUCUCAUUGGCUUUUGGCACUGAUAGUUCCCUGCCAUCCCUUUUUCAAUGAAUAUUGUAUGUGGACUCUCAGCCUUUGGUGCUCAUCGUUGGAAUCAGCUCGUCGAGUCAGAGGAAGAGGGCACCCUGGAUGAGCAGAGCACCAGAUGAUGGAAUUUAUCCCCGAGAUCACAGCAGCUGCUCGACCAACACUGUCUCCCCCGUCCUCCGAGAAUAGAUAAGAGAGACAGAAGAGCAGUGGGACUGAUACAGCGAGGGGAAGGAUGUUCUGCACGAAGCUGAAGGAGCUGAAGAUAGCAGGAGAGUGUCCGUUCUCCAGCGGCGCCCCAAAUUAUCAGCUCGGAGACUUUGAGGAGCGCUCCACUGACGCCGCGGAUUUACUGCCCGUUUCUAUGGACAUGCAUGGAAAAACAAGCGAGGAUCUACCUCCAAAGAAGACCAGCAGAGCCAAAGUUAACCUGCACACACUUGGGGAGAGCAUCAGAAAAUUGGCAUGUCCUGAUGUAAGUUAAAAUACAUGUAUUAGUAUUCAAUUCACGCAUCUUCUACAGCUUUCAGUAGAGAUUUGUCCAUGCACUUGGAUCUGUCCACCUAAACGCGCACACUCUUUCCACUUGACAUAUAGGUCUCUUUACAUGUGUGGCCGCUCCUGUUAUUAAAGCGAUUCUGAUGGCAGAUAACCGAACACUUUGUCAUACAGUUUCAGAGGCUGCACACUGCCCUUCAACGAAUGAUGAGACUGUCAGAUCACAACAGGGACUCUGAAAGGUAACACGUGUGUGUGUUUUUAAAUUCAGCUCCAACCAACACAUGAAUAAACAUUGCACUACUUCUGCUGCCGAUGCUACCGCUGUUGGAGAUGUUAAACCCUCACUGGUUUGGUUAUACAGCUAGAAUUCCUCAAAAUGUGACAAUAUUCUUGUAGCCUAACCCCUUAAAAUUUUUAUCUUGCAUAACCCUCACUGCCUUCAGUGAAAAUCCUGAUGAAAACAAGAAGGUGCGAGGCAGACUUUGGCUGCUAUGGAGACCAGGGCACUGAGAGAAAUCCUCCUAAAUCUGCUGAAAAAUACAAUACUUAAAAAAAAAACGUCAUGUAAACGAUGAAACAUUCUCCAUGUAUCCCCAGCAUCUUCAGCCUAUUCUGAUGUAAAUCUAAAUGUCUCAUUGGAAGCCUCUGAUUUUAACAUUUUAUAACAAACAUUUAGCUUUUUUUUCUGAGAAAACAGUUAAUUCAUUGAAAAAAAACAAAAAAAACCCCACAUUAUUUUAUGAUAAAAGUAGGUACUCAGUGCUAGUUUGGUCCACUGAGCGUGUCUGAUAUUUAUUGUUUGCAGUCAGACGAUUUGCUGUGCAGACUGUCUGAGUUGUGGUGAUGGCCCAGAACAUUUAAUUGAAAUGAUGAACAUCUACUCAACCAAAAGAGGUAACAUCAUACCCGUUGGUAAAAUGAUUGAAUAUCUUGAUUUUAUUUCAAAAUGAAGUAUGCUCUCAUGGCUUUAAAUGUUUCCUUUUCUAUGUUCCUGAUAGAUAUCCAGAUGGAAGCUGUAAAAGUCACCCUGGGCGAAGAGGUCUUCAACAUGUGCUUUGAGGAGGACGCUCACAUUUUAAGGGUGGUGGGGGGCGCUCUUCAUGACUUCCUCAACAGCUUCAAUGUCUUGUUGAAACAGAGCAGCAUGCCGCCCAACCGGGACAGAGAGGAUUGUGUAAACGAACCUUCGGUCUUGUGCUUAGAUAAAGAUCUGGGUCUGCUUACUGUCUAUUUCUUCAACCCUCGCCCGACCACUGAGCUCUUUUUCCCUGGAGUCAUCAAAGCUGCUGCCUCUCUGCUCUAUCACACCACCGUGGAUGUGUUGAUGGAGCCCUCCGCCGCAAGAGACAGCGUCCUGCAGUCCAGCCCGCAGCCCAGUCUUCUCUACACAGUUGUAGUCAAGGAUGCUAAAAACCUGAGUCCCAGUCCUUUGCGGGCAACGUCAGCAGGGACUCUUCCUACCUCUCUGUUUUCCACCAUUUUCCCUUUCCACCUGAUCCUGGACCCAGACCUAGUUCUGGUUCAAAUAGGACAUGGGCUCAGGAAGAGACUGAGCAGGAAGGACAGCCUGAGGCGGUCCACUACCUUCCAAGAACACUUCUCCAUUGUUUCCCCUCAGAUCAAAUGUACCUUUCAGGGUAUUCUGACCAUGCUGAACACACAGUUUAUCAUUCGGAUCAAGCAUGGAUGCUCCUCCACGGAUACCACAGGGAAGGUAUGUCCCCAUAUCUGAGGAAUAACCUAGGUACAAGUGUGACAUCACUGACUAAUGAGAAGGAAAAGGUCUCCCGGUCAUUGAAAAGAUAGAGAAAGAAAAACCAGGCUAUUUAUAAGCAUUGGUGCUUGUUAGUGGUGUACUACUUGGGUGCACUUGGCCUGAGGAAGGGAUCAACAUUAUACCCCCAGUAGAGAUCAGAAGCAAAUGUCAAACCCUUUUAUUCAUCAAAGGCACAGCCAUGCUUGUGCUAUUUAUGAGAGGGUACACAGAAAUCGGUCGCCACGAUAGGAGAAAAAAAAAACGUCAGUGGGUUAACAUGGCAUUGCUGUAAUGACUCCUGACAUUCCUGACAGUGAUGCUUCCUCUACCCCAGAAGUUUCACAGUUAAAGCGCACAGAAUAGUAAGAGAUGAGAAAACACACUAGGUAAAAACAGACCACGAGUGAAGGCCAAUUCAAUACCAUUACUAUCUCCAAAUGUGACCGAAAUUUCUGCUGUCAAUUAGUCCUUGUAGGAAGAUGCGAUUUUCCUUAACAAGUAACAGAUCUAACCAGCCCCUGUUAAUCUGUGUGGCCUUGAAAUUUUGUCUAAACAUGAAAAUGUUCUGCAAAUCAAACCAAAAUUGGUCCGCCAUUGCACAUGUCACAUCCAUUACCAAAUCAACUGCUGUGAUAUCUUAAACGUUAGCACCAGUAUGAUAUCAGAUUGUAUCUUUCACUGUAAAAUCUUUGGUCAACAGUGUGUCUAAGACUUGCACAGAUGAGGCUCCCAUGUGAUCAUCACUUACUCUGAAGUUUAUUCACUUACCUUUAUACAGAUAAGACAUCAGAUAGAGUAGGAAACUGAAAAGAGAGAGAAGAGAAUCACAUUAAGCAAAGGGCCAUGGCUCAGGAUCAAACCUGGGCCACCAGCUUUGAGGACUAGAAGCGAAUGCAAUGUCUUGUAACUUUAUUGGCAACACUGCUCGACACUGACCCAUGAUUUGUAGUGGAGCUGUUAUGUUUGGUCUGUGAAUGUAAACUUACAGAAAUGUGGACUAAAUGAGCACAAAGUCUGCACAGAGGGCUUGGUCUGUAUCCAUAUGCACAUCUUAAGUAGAGCAUAAAUGAGCCUUAAGCCAAACAAGCGCUCCUUAUUUUCUCUGAUACUCCUUUUCAGCGUGUUGCUUUUAAUAUUAUGGUUUCCCUUUUUAAAAAACCUAACAUGCACAGUCCAGAGUGAAUGGCGCAAAGUAACUGAGGGCGUGCACAAUAUGUUUGGCUAGUUAGGUGGCACACAACCUGGGUGCUAAAUAAGGCCAGAACACAAAGAGGUUUGGUUAAGUCUUUUGACUUCUAAAACGUGUGCUUUAGGCAUAAAACAAAUCAGUCGAAUCAGUGCGUCUACUCUCAUACCCUUUAAGAGCCAGGUGCUUUUACAGGCAGGUGCGUUACUAUUUACAAACCAGCAUAUCUUAGUUCUUCUUCUUCCACUGCGCCUUUAGAAAAGCAGAAAACAAACAAUCACUGUAAAAGUUCUGUUGGUGCAUGGGUUGAUAUUUCACCCAAUGAACAGGGAAACGGUGUGUACUUUUAUGUACAAAGCACACCAGUGUAUUUUCAUGAAUUAUUUAAAACUCCAGACGUGUUGAAAGUAUUUGAUAGGCUCUGCUGUUAACCACUAGCUCAUGUGCCUGACGGCCAAGAAAGGAGAGCUUUUUUGUGUGUUUUUUCCCUGCUGAAUCACAUGGAUGUAUUAGCUAUGUGCUACAUUCACACUGGAUACAAUCUCUAUUAAUAUUGGCACUAAUAGCAGUGAAAUGAAUUACUCCUUAGUUGUGUGUAAACAAGUGUGUGUUCUCCGUAUAUUGCAAUGGAGAGAGCUUAGUGACAGUCCCCAUCUGACAUUUGCUCUGCAUACCAAGAUGCUUUACACCAAGUGCAAGAUCUAUAUAUUCUAUAUAUAUAUUUAUAUAUCUCUUUAUCAAUAUCUUUAUAUACCAUUAAACAAGUGAUGUCGUGAUGAUCAGCUUGGACCCUUUGUUCAAAAAGCGAUUAGAUGACCUGAAUAGAAGCUAGACUAUCAGCUGCUUCAGACAACGUCAGCUCUACCACGUCAUUCACCUUGUUUUUACAAACUCGGACAUAAGCACUAUUCUUGGUGUAAGUGCACACUUAAUCGUCAGAAAGCCUAUUUAUCUCUGCACUAGUCUGAACACGGCACAAAUGUAUGUGUCCUUCUGCCUGAUAUAAGUACCUCUUACGAUCCCACCUCAGUAAAAGAAACUACCUUUGACUUUUUGAUGAAUUAUGGUAAUAUAAAAUCACAAUUAUGUCUGAUUUCCAGCCCUGUGAUGUAGCUUAGACAAAGAGUUUUUAAUGUAAUAAUACAGGCUUGUAAUUAAAGGCUAAAUAUGGCAUGAUCAGAAAAAACUCACUUCUCAGCCAAAGGCCUUGUCUGACAGUCAGUGGAUCAUGAAUAGCUUCUUCUCUGGAAACCAUGAAGUUCUUUACAUUUUGAUAGUUGCAGUAAUGUUUGGCUGUGGUUGGUGAAAACCCGUACUUAGUUAUAUGGGAUUUUGUUUGUUUAAUGCAUUCCUGCUCCACUGGAACAUCAACAAACCCUUUUUAAGCGUACUGUUUUUGCUGACAGACAGCUGCGGACAGCUGUGCUUUUAUAAAUGUCACACAUGAGACAAGUUUGCUUUUCUUUAAGAUCAAUGCUUAAACCGUUCACAUAUGCCCUGUAAGAGUUUGUACAUGUAUAUGUUUUAUUUCUAAAUUUAAAUGCAUGGAUGCUGCUGACCAUAACAUUACUUUUCUUUGAUUUGCCGUGGGAAAUUUGUUGUCAAAGUAAACUUAAAGAAACCUCUGCUCCAGGAUGUUGCCAAGUACAACUAAUCAGCUUUCAAAAAGAAAAGUUAUAGAACUACAAAUACAGUAAGGCAUAAGUUUACCAGUUUUUAUAAAAGUCAACUAUUCUUGUCAUCCAUUAUUUCUUCCAGCUCAUGGACCUGAAAGGUCAGAUGAUCUACGUGGCAGAGUCGAACGCUAUCUUGUUCCUGGGCUCACCAUGUGUGGACAAGCUGGAGGAGCUGACAGGCCGUGGCCUCUAUCUAUCAGAUAUCCCCAUUCAUAAUGCACUUCGGGACGUUGUGCUGGUUGGUGAGCAGGCCAAAGCACAGGAUGGUUUGAAGAAACGUUUGGGGAAGGCAAAGGCAGCAUUGGAGCACGCUCACCAAGCUCUAGAGGAAGAGAAGAAGAAAACAGUAGACCUUCUCUUCUCCAUCUUCCCUGGCACUGUGGCACAGCAGCUGUGGCAGGGCCAAACUGUGCAGGCCAAGAAGUUUGACAGAGUUACCAUGCUCUUCUCAGACAUUGUAGGCUUUACUGCUGUGUGCUCACGCUGCACCCCGAUGCAAGUGAUCACCAUGCUAAAUGAGCUGUACACCCGGUUUGACCACCACUGUGGAGAGCUUGAUGUUUACAAGGUAGGUCAAAGCAAUUUAAAGGCUUACUGCUGAGCAAUCUAAAUGAUACGCCUGAUUUAUGAUGCUCCUUAGCCUGUAUUUAAAUUGAUCUUUGUGCAACAGCUUGAUUCAAAAUCAGUGACAGAACAAUGUUAAACACAUUUGGUAUUAUCACAGUAUAUUAUUCAAGAUCUACCUCGAUUGAAAAAAAUUUAAUAAAAGGAUCUUAAGCAGGUGGACAUAACUUGUCGCAGGGCCUGUGUCCAUUAAUGCCAUUUCUAGCGCAGGCAGUACCCAUGACUAAAUUUUUAGAGCAGUUAUUACCAGCCCUCACUGUUGCUAAGUUAUGAAAGUUGUCUUGUGACACAGACAAUGAAAAAGUAACUGAUAGAUAUGUUGCAGAAUUACCAGCAGCUCUCUAAAAUUGAUACCUUUGCAAAAAGAACUGGUGAGUUUUUACGGGGCUUUGCAGCGUUGUUGAAAAAAGUCAAAGUCGGGAACUCUUCACCCUCUAGAUUUUAAUUGGUUGGUAAUGGAGAAACACAGAUGAGUGUGAUGGAUGGUCUUAAAAUUUGAUUCUUGUCAAGGGACAAAAAACUGUGGAUGUGAAGAGUGUUUUGUACUUCAGAUGCAGAGUACUGAACUGCUCUGAUUUUGUAUUGGAAGGAGGGUCUUCCAGCCCAAAGGAAGUUGUCAGUGGACAUAGGCCCUUCUGUGAAACUACAGUAUUAUACUUUUCAGCACUUGGUAUAAUUAAGGGUCUUGAGGCUCGCAUCACUGUUCAGUACACCUCUUGUUGGAGUAUUUUAGUUUCAAGCAAACACUGAAAUUAUUUUUUCAUUGAUUAUAGAAUAUGAUAUUGUGCAGUCAGAGACCUGCUGCAAUCAGUAUAGAAAGAAACCCAAACAAUUCAGACUUUGUGUAUUAAGUGUGUGAUUUCCCCAAAGGAUGUUAAAGAGCUGUCUUCACACAGUCAUAUAUUUGGAAAAUCUGAGAUUUAUAUCCCAUCAGAUUCAAUCAAUUGAAAUAUUUUGACUAAAAAAAAAAACCAAAUCAGCCAAAUGAUGCAAAAAAAGUAAAAGAUCUCAAAGGUGAAGCAGCUAUGGCCUGAUCUUUGGCUGACUAAAAACAUCGUAAUCUGCUUUUUAAGUUUCUGUUUGGUAAAUGAUGGUGUUACAAUCACCAGACAGUUUAGAGUUAGAUGAUCAAGUCCAACUGGAGCUGAAAGACUGAAAAACAAGUCCGUUUUUUUAUGCCUAAUUUACUAUGUAACAUGGUUUGUUUUAACAUACCAUCUUAUGUCUAUACAUUUUUAAGUGAUAUGAAAACAGUACAUUUUUCUCAACAAAUUUCACAGAAAGUGACUAUGGCUCAAACAACAACCUUGGAGUCUGCCAAAGGCCGCUAAUCUCUAGGGAGGUUGGACAAUGUAAUCAAAGUGUCAAGGAAGCUUAACAGAAAGAGCAGCAUGCAUGACAAAUACCUCGUAAAACGCAAGGAAGUCAGAGGUUCCUUCAGGACCCUGUUUCCACUCCACAUGUGUUAGGGCCUAAAAAUAGUUUCACUUUGUCUCUGCCACAUAGCGGCUGAGUGCUCUCUGGGCCAGAUUUACAAGAAGCAGAGAAAAAAGAAGAAAUACUUGUGGACUUUUUCAGACGACCAGGGAUCAAGCACCAUCACAGUUUAAGUUUUAUUACUCUUGGGUAUUCUGCCCUUUGUCUUCUCCUGUAAGAUGAGAAGUGUGUCAGAUUGUAAAGGGAUUCUGAUGGAUAUCCUCUUCACAUUUGUAAUUUAAGUCAAGAGGUAUUUUCUUGAUGUUUUUCAUACAGUUUAAAAAUUCACUCUGUGUAGACUCGCUGAUAAGGAGGCUCUUGACUUUGAGUAGGGCGGUUCACAAUCAACCUUCAAUCCCUUUUUCUAUGUCAGGUUAGAGAUCAUUUCAGUUAUGAUCCACUCUGCAGGUGGAGACCAUUGGUGAUGCUUACUGUGUUGCUGGAGGUUUGCAUAAGGAGAGUGAGAUGCAUGCCGUCCAGAUAGCACUCAUGGCCUUAAAGAUGAUGGAGGUCUCCGAUCAUGUUAUGACGCCCACUGGAGAACAAAUACAGGUGAGGGUUAUGAAUAGUUCAAUGCUGUUCACAUAAAUUUAUUUGAAAGUGUAAACUCUGAGGGAGUUUUUUUCAUUGAGAUCCCCUUAAAAUGUCCAAUUUUCAAUGAAUCUCUAUAAAACUCUAUAGAAAUGUUAGAAAAUACUGUGCUGUCUUCGCUAUUCCUAUUAGCAUCAUGAUGUAUUAGCUACUAAUGAAGGAAUGAAAUGCAACUGUAUGCCACAGCUUUACCGUCACUAUAAUUUUUACUGAGUCUUCAGCUGCUGAAAGCACUGAGAACAAUGCAUGCAAGAAAAAGGCUUCAGAAAAAAAAAUGCAACUGCAGUAACACAGACCCAUAAGGUGUUGACAUCAAGUGCUGCUGAGAGAGACACAGUUUUUCUCAUUUGGUCACCAAGAAAUAUUCUCAGUGCACUUUGCCUCUCAUACACUGGACCUUUACCUUUUAUAAUAUGAAGCAUCAGCAGAUCAAUCUUUUCAAAAUUCUUGUUUUAUUGUAUGAAACUAGAGAGCAAUGUGACUGUGCAAACGAGUGGUCAACUGUGGCCACUAUACAAUAACAGUAUCACUUUGUUAUUGAGGAUUUGAUCAAAUACAACAGUUUCAAAAUACCUACACCUACCAUUUAAUGCACAUCAGAAUCAAAUAUACAUGGUUAUCUUAGAACAUAUUUUGGAUGGAUUUUUAAUAAAUUCAUGUACAUGGAAAAACACACUAGAUUACUUUUCAGAUGCCAGAACAUGACAGCUAUUUAAGUCAGGUUCAAUAUUUAACUCCAAUCUAGAGACUGCCUGCAGUGUCUGCAGACAUUAUUUGUUAAUUUAGUGCAGGAAUUGUUUGCUGCUGAUGAUUUAGGCCUUUUCAGUGUAUUUCCAGUGCAAACGCCCCAAUCAUACAUGAUAGAAAAGUUCAUUUUUUCAUGCACCCCAAUCGGACGGCUGAUAAAUCAAGAACAAAAAGAAAUCUGAAGCAUUUUAAAUAUUAUUUUUUUCUGCAGAUGCGCAUUGGCCUCCACACUGGUUCUGUGCUGGCUGGUGUGGUUGGGGUGAAGAUGCCACGGUACUGCCUUUUUGGAAACAAUGUCACGUUGGCCAACAAGUUUGAAUCUGGCAGUCAACCCAGAAAAAUCAACAUCAGCCCAACAACCCACAGGUGAAGUUACCAUUCCAAGUCCAGGUCCAUCAAGUAGUUGCAAACAGAUUCACUUGGCAAAUUAUUAUUGCUUUUAGAGCCAUUAACUUCCUUCACCCAAUAGCUCAGUCUAGAGAAAGCAAGUAAAAGUGAAAGAGUUUGAAUAUAUAAAGUUAUAUUCAAAUAAGUCAGUGCUGUAUGGUAUUGUUUGUUUCCUACGGGGAAAAAAGUAGUUCUCUCGACAGGAAACCUAACUUUUAGAAGAGCUCUGCGUUUCCUCUUGUGUCAAAUAAUUUGCCACAUUGUUUUUAGUUCCAUGUUUUAUUUGUGUGCUCUGUGUCCCAGAUUGCUGAAGGAUCGCCCUGAGUUUGCAUUUGUUCCCAGGAGCAGACAGGAGCUUCCGGCCAACUUCCCAGAGGACAUCCCUGGUGUUUGUUACUUUUUAGAGGCAUCCUUCAAAACUUCAGAACUGACUCUGAAAUAAAGUAAAGCCUUCGCAGAGCCACAAAAAAAUGUUUAAACAUAGAUGUAUCUAGUGAAAACAGUGACACCACCUUGUGAACUUUGGUUUGGGUUGUUUAAAUAUUGAUGAUAUUGUCUAUGUGUCAAGCUCUUGCAUCUUUUUGAUUACAGAGAUGUCAGUUUGCUGUAAAACAUGAGUGUCUUUUCUUUACAAUGUCCAUUUGUACAGAUGUAGCACAGACAAAAACCCACUUCAUUGAUUUUUCUUCCAGAAUGAGCCGUCUUGGAAAACUCCUAUGUACUGAAAAUGUCUAUAUGCUGUUGAUGGCAAAUUUUAGACUGUUUUGUUCAUUUUCACAGGUGUAUGCUUUGGUAUAUGUAAAAAACAAAAACAGUUAAAGUGUGGGCAAUUUUUCAAAAUGAUUCUGUAGCAUCUGAUUAGCAGUAAGGAAAAUGAAAUCAUCUUCUUGUAUAACGUGGAUAUGAUAAAAACAUAGUUUGGGUAGUAUUGCUCAGUAGAGAAAUAAAUCUGCUGAUGUUUUUUUGUAAAUAUUUGAUCGGCUUAUUUACGCCAGGUAAAGCAUCUCGGCCUGUUGGUACAAGACUAAAUCGAGUUUUACAGAUAAUUUAAGCUAAAGUUAAGAAAAAGCUUCAAAGAUUAUGCAGACAAACGUCUUGAGCCGAGAUUCAGGCUGUAUUUGAAUUAUGUAUGCAGAGAAGAUUUAGGUGCCUUAUGGAUACUGUACUGGCAGGAUCACAGAUAUUAAAAAGUAGUAGUGGUUGCUUUUUGUUUCUUUAAGUAUUCAGUUUGAACAUAUGUGUUAAUAACUUCUUCCAAAGUUUUGUGGUUCCAACUCAGUACUAUAUAUUUGUACUAACAUGUAACUUGGACUUCCAUUUAUUGGACAUGAAACAUUCUAAAAUAGCAUUUUCCUACUACAUGUAACUCAAAUGUAUUUUUUACUUUUUCCACCCUACACAUGUUUGUUCUAUAUUUAUAACAUUGGUAUCAAUGCACACCUUUGCUACACAACAGGAAUACAACACAACAAAUAUCCAGUGAAUGUUAUGUAUUAUCAGGCAUAAUGAUGUAUUUUAAUCAUUAUUGAAAUGUAAUAACGCGCAAUAAAAAUUGGCAUUAAUAGACUAAAAUGUGAA